This is a messenger RNA of Trichoderma harzianum CBS 226.95, 579 nucleotides long. RefSeq lists its product as hypothetical. Lineage: Eukaryota; Fungi; Ascomycota; Sordariomycetes; Hypocreales; Hypocreaceae. The record is from RefSeq and is a predicted model, not a curated record. The transcript is spliced from 3 exons. Bases 1 to 579 code for a protein of 192 amino acids.
AUGGGGAAAUUUGCUCGCACAGCUCAAACUACACACCUUCUUGGUCGUGUUUUACGUCACGUAUCAGACACAGAGAUGGAUCCUCAAUUCUCUCGCGAGGAGAGAAGGUCUUUAGAGCGUGCCUUACAGUCCUUAUUGUCCCUAACUAUUGAUGAAGAAAAACUCAGCACAUCUCACUAUUGCUCCCCAAUUGCGUUAUCUGCGAGACAUCUUAGUGCCUUGCUUGUUCUCCAUUCUCAUCCUGAAGCCGAUGCUCUCGGUGCGGAGAGCAGAGCCCGCUCCCUGGCGGCCAUGGAAGCUCUUUCUCGUGUCACGCUGUCGUUUGCUCAUAAAUUUAUUACAGAAGUCAAAUUCGAGUCGGAUGAAGCUUCACCACUGUUAUUAGAUAUAAUGUAUCGCUCGGCGGCCGUUUUCAUCACCCUCCAACAGACCCAUGUUUGUGAUGAGUUCAGAGACUGUGAACAAGUUUUGACAAGAGCCAUGGAGAAAUUAGGGGUGGGGUGGAUGGCUACUGGUGUUUAUCUUGAGUUACUGGAGGCGAGGAGAUUGGCUACUGUCCAGCUGGAAAUUUCAACUUAG